Messenger RNA from Rhizopus microsporus ATCC 52813, 555 nucleotides. RefSeq lists its product as uncharacterized. The record is from RefSeq and is a predicted model, not a curated record. NCBI's taxonomy places the organism in Eukaryota, Fungi, Mucoromycota, Mucoromycetes, Mucorales, Rhizopodaceae. The transcript has a single exon. The coding region runs from base 82 to 381 and encodes 99 amino acids.
CUCAAGACAUCGACUUAUUACUUUUUUUCAAUAACAACUCUGAAUACAAUAGGAUCAAUCUCUACUGGCCGUCUGGAUGCGAUGAUGUCUUGUCUCGAAGGAGUCCAGUACAAAACGACAGUUGGCUUUGCAGAAGUUAAACUGGUGACAGACAGCGACAACAGCUAUUUAAUUGCCAAAGACCCCAUUCGUCUUGGUCGGUUUUCUAAGAACGCAAUUAAUCACAGCAACCUAGACGCUUGUCUGUCUGUGCAAUCCACUGGACAUAUCAUCACCUUUUACUUGACGAAAUUGAUGUCCGAUGGCCUGUACGUUAUGAUGGAACUUGUGACAUUAACUACGCCCUCUUCGCUGUCAAACCUUACACAAUAUCUUAUUUAACUUGAUGAUCUCAUCAAGGUGUUGACGAUCUUCGAGAAACAUUGCAAGACCGUACCACAUGAGGAGUUGGCAGUGUUUACUACGCGAAAACAGCCUACCUCAUCUGAUAAAAGUCUCCACCACUUCUUAUCAUCUACUCGUAAUCCUAUUUGUUUCAUCACAAAAUAAAGACUG